UAAAUUUUCUUGUUAAACUAAAAUUAUGGGGUAGCCGCAUCAUAACCAGAGAAUAUAUACAUAAAAAGGUAACGUUACAUUGAAAGUUUCCUGUCGGCCAAGAAGUUGAUAUACUUAAACGAGAAUUUAAAGUGAUUAAACAUAAAGUGGGGCUACUGAAUUUGCAGAAUUCUUAGCCGAAGGUUUCUCCUAAAUAAUACAAAAGACUCGUAAAUCACCUUAUUGGGGUUAAGGUAUUUCAUUAGAAAAUCAAUAAUUAAUCAGCGCAAACAUGUUGUUUAAUGAACCAAAAAUUUUGGAUGCCAUCUCAGAUCCUAAUAUUGUACAAUUGAAUAGAUUGGAACAAAGGUCUUAUUAUUUACCAGAGGAAUCAACUCUCUCACUUAAUGGUGUCUGGGACUUUAGGUAUGAUGAGAACCCUAGGUUAGUUGCUGAAGAUGGGAAUUUUUAUACAUCAACGAUAUCAGUUCCUGGUCAUUGGCAACUUUCAGGCUUUGGGAAACCCCAUUAUACAAAUGUUUGUUAUCCAUUCCCCGCCGACCCACCAAAUGUUCCUUCUCUUAACCCCGUAGGAACAUAUCGAAAAUUCUUUUCUGUACCUAAAGCUUGGGACUCUACUUCUUUUGAAUAUCGACUUAGGUUUGAGGGGGUUGAUAACUCAUUUCAUGUCUUCUUAAAUGGAAAAUUGAUUGGUUAUAGUGAAGGUAGUAGGAAUGCUUCUGAGUUCGAUGUAUCUCACUUGGUUUUAGAAAACGAAUUAAAUGAAUUGGUAGUUAGAGUUUAUCAAUGGUCCUCUUCAAGUUAUAUUGAAGACCAAGACCAAUGGUGGUUAAGUGGUAUCUUCAGAGAUGUUUACUUUUUAGGAUUUAACAAGAAGGGAUAUGUUAAGAACUUUCAGAUUAAUACUGAUUUUGAUGAACAAUAUUUAGAUUCUAAGCUCCAUUUACAGAUUAGUUACAAUAUUCCAUCGAAUGUUCAAAUUGAAUUAUUUGAACCAUCAGGCUCAUUAUUAAUUCAAAAUAAGUAUGACAAAGAUGCUUCUGAAUCUAUUACAGUUGAUGUUGAAAAACCUAAAAAGUGGACAGCAGAGACCCCAGACCUUUACAAGUUAGUAAUCAAUGUAAUGAAUGAUUCGAAUGACAUUAUUAGUUCAUUAUCUCAAGAUGUUGGGUUUAGAACAGUUGAAAUGAAAGACGGACUCAUUAAAGUUAAUGGAAGACCUAUUUUACUUAGAGGUGUUAACAGACAUGAUCAUCAUCCUAAAUAUGGUAGAGCUGUCCCCCUUGAUUUUGUUGAGAGAGAUCUUAAAUUGAUGAAGCAACACAACAUCAAUGCUAUUAGAACUUCUCAUUACCCUAAUCAUCCUAAGUUUUAUGAACUCACUAACAAGCUUGGGUUUUGGGUCUUGGAUGAAGCAGAUCUUGAAUGCCACGGCUUUUAUGAAGCAGUCAGGAGACCAUUAGAUGCAUCUGAUAAAGUUGAGUAUGAUCCUGAAAAACGUGAUUUAUUUAAGGAUGCUGCAAAAUACACGUCUGAUAACAAGGAAUGGGAAACAGCUUAUGUUGACAGAGCAAACUCAUUAGUAAAUCGAGACUUGAACCAACCUUCGGUCAUUAUUUGGUCUUUAGGAAAUGAGUCCUUCUUCGGUAGAAAUCAUUUUAAGAUGGCAGAGACUAUCAGAAGGAUCGAUAUUCAAAAAAGACCGGUUCACUAUGAAGGUGACCUCAAUGCUGAAUUAGCAGAUAUGUACAGUAGAAUGUAUACCAGUAUUGAAACUACGGAAGACUAUUCCAAACAAAAUAAGAAACCAAUGAUUCUUUGUGAAUAUGCUCAUGCUAUGGGAAAUGGUCCAGGAUUACUCAGACAAUACCAAGAAUUAUUCUAUAAACAUGAAAAUCUACAAGGAGGUUUUAUAUGGGAAUGGGCAAAUCAUGGUAUCGAGGUUAAAGAUGAGAAUGGUAAUUCUACAUAUUAUUACGGUGGAGAUUUUGGUGAUCAACCAAAUGACGGUGUUUUUAUUAUGGAUGGGCUUGUUGACUCUAGACAUAAUCCAACUCCUGGUCUCACCGAAUAUAAAAAGGUGAUUGAACCCAUUAUUUGUACAUUUAAUGAUGGAAAAAUGCAGAUCACUAAUACCUUCGAUUAUUUAGGCCUUGAAAACUUUUCAGCAAGUUAUAUCUACUAUGGUUAUAAUGAUUUAAAAGAGACGAUUAUACAAGAAGGAGAGUUAGAACUUCCAGAGAUUCUUUCUAAAGCUACCUCCGAGCUUAGCUUACCAAAGUUGGAUAUUGGAAGCAUCGAUGACUUUUCAAAAAUCCUUUUUGAAGUUGAAUUUAAAGUAAAGAAUGCAACAAAGAGUUUACCAUGUGGACAUUUAGUUGCAUGGUCCCAAUACUUCAUCAAGAAUGAAAAAGAUGUAGCACUUCUUGCAAGAAAUCAGAUCUCUGAACCAAGUGUCAUCUUUGAAGACUCCAGAAAUACAACCAGAGUCAUUACAAAUAAUCAGAAUUUGGUUUUUGAUAAGAUUGAAGGAAAAGUAAUCAGCUGGACACUUAAAGAAAGCAAAGCCAAAAUUAGUGAAAUUGGUAUAGAGGCACUUUCUAACUUAAACUUUUGGAGACCAAGUAUAAAUAAUGAUACACCCGUCGAUGAACCUUACUGGAAAAAAUAUGGCUUGGAUCAGAUGAAAAAGUCGAUUGUGAAUGUAUCAGUAAAUGAAGUUAAGAAUCUGGAAGACGGUGUAUUGGCUGAGUUUGUUGUAGAAUCUUUAGUUGCACCACCCAUUCUUGCUUGGGGCUUUAAAGCAACAGAGAAGUACGUAGUUUACAGUGAUGCUAUCGAAAAAUCCUUGAGUUUGACUGCUUAUGGAAAUCCUGAUCAUUUUCCAAAAACACUUCCAAGAUUUGGAUAUGAGUUCACCGUGAACGAGGAACUUGGUGAUAAUGUAGCUUGGUUUGGUAGGGGCCCAGGAGAGAGUUAUAGUGAUAAAAAGGAAUCACAGAAAUGGGGUCUACACAAGGAAGUAUUUGAAAAUCUUAACUACAGUUAUGAUUAUCCCCAAGAAAAUGGAAACCAUGAAGAUACAGAGUGGUUAUUAUUAAAGGAGAAUACAGGAGAUUUAGGACUCUUGGUCAAUUCAGAUAGGAAGUUUGGAUUUAAAUUCUCAAACGAAUAUGGAGUUCAAGAAGCUUUACAUCCAAAUGAGAUCAAAAAGUCUAAACUUAGGACAGUCAGAAUUGACUAUAAGCAACAUGGAGUAGGUACAGGAGCUUGUGGACCACUUGUACUUCCAGAUUUUGAGUUCGAAUUUGAACGUCAAAUUGACUUGUUUGUUCUGCUUAAGUUUGUUCGUAUUUAGUAAAUAGUUAAUUGCCGCGAAAUACAUUUAUAUGUUAUGUUUAUGUGAAAUAUU
Molecule: messenger RNA, 3412 nt
Organism: Scheffersomyces amazonensis
Lineage: Eukaryota; Fungi; Ascomycota; Pichiomycetes; Serinales; Debaryomycetaceae
Product: glycosyl hydrolases family 2, TIM barrel domain-containing protein
Exons: 1
Coding region: 272-3358 (1028 amino acids)
Biological process (GO): lactose catabolic process
Cellular component (GO): beta-galactosidase complex
Molecular function (GO): beta-galactosidase activity; carbohydrate binding
Source: RefSeq, a predicted model, not a curated record